CUUCAUAAACUCUCAUAUUCACCUAAAAACUCACAAAUAUGAAUUCUCCUGUAGCGUUGAUGAAAUACGCCAUUUUUACUUUGAACUUUUUAUUAUGGAAUCUAGGAGCGGCCUUAUUUGGAUUAGGGCUGUGGAUCCGAACUGAUGAAGACUUCUGGGAAUAUGAGAACAGUCUGUCGGUCCGAAACUAUUACCAAGCUACGUACAUUGUUAUCGCUGUAGGGUCCAUACUUCUUAUCAUUGGAUUUAUUGGUUGUUGCGGAGCUGCGACAGAAAGUCCGUGUCUACUUUUAACAUAUUUUGUUACCAUCUUCUUAAUGGUCAUUAUGGAACUGGCCGCAGCUGUUCUUGUAUGGAAAGCGACAAAUGGAGACAAGCUCCAAAAGUUCCUGACCGAUCAGAUAGAGAUAGAAUUAGAAAAACAACAGUAUGAUGAGAAUUCCCGGCGUUUCAUGGAUCUCAUGCAGAUUCACCUUCAGUGCUGUGGUGCUACCUCGAUGUUGGAUUACAGAAAUAAGGGAUGGACAAUUCCUCAGUCUUGUAGCGACGAACGAUCCAACAACGUCUUUAUUAGGGGUUGUGGAGAAAAGCUUCGUCAUUACCUAGCGUCUAAAGGUGGUAUUAUUGGAGGUCUGGCAAUAGGCCUAGUUUUAAUUCAG
Molecule: messenger RNA, 659 nt
Organism: Limulus polyphemus (Atlantic horseshoe crab)
Lineage: Eukaryota; Metazoa; Arthropoda; Merostomata; Xiphosura; Limulidae
Product: CD9 antigen-like
Exons: 6
Cellular component (GO): membrane
Source: RefSeq, a predicted model, not a curated record